GGCUGCGGCUGGCGGGUGCGUGACUGCGCGUAACUGCGCAUCUAACAAAAGACCGAUUACCGUGGGACACACACACACACACACACACACACACACACACACACACACACACACACACACACACACAAACACACACUGCUCUGUCUGCCGACAACAGACCGGCGCGUUUGGCUUUAAAACCGACUCUCCUGCAUAAAUGUUUUGGUUUGUGUGGAUCUUCCUCACCGCUACGGCGGGCUCCGCGCUCGGCCACCCCACCAUGGACAUCGCCCGCCCGACUAAGCGGACCCAGCCCUGCCUGGCCCCACUGCAGUGGGAGGGCCGGUCCGUGCAGUACAACCACAACACGGGUCGCAACACCCGUGCGGACAUGUCCUACGACGCCAAGAACCAGAGGCUCCGGAUCCUUCAGCAGCACAAGAAACACACCCCGUGUCAGAAGUAUUUCGAGUUCAUCUUCCUGUUCCAGAGCGGUCUGAUGUUCCAGAUCGAGACUAAGACCCAGCAGUGCUCCAAGACCACCCUGACGGGGCCCUGGGACCCCUACGACAUCCCCUCCAACUCCACCUUCGAGGACCAGUACUUCAUCGGGGGGCCGGGCGACGUCCUGGAGGUGCAGGAAUGGUCAGACAGGAAGCCUGCGCGCAAACACGAGGCGUGGGUGGGGGUCUACACCCUGAAGGACUGCUACCCGGUGCAGGAGACCUACACCCUGAACAGCAGCGUCAGCACCUCCACCCGCUUCUUCGACCUCCAGCUUGGCAUCAGCGACCCCAGCGUCUUCGUCCCGCCCCCAACCUGUCAAUCAGCCAGCCCUCAUAGACUGGAGGAGGAGGGCUGCUGAGACCGGGUCCCGCCCCCCACCUGUCAAUCAGCCAGCCCUCAUAUACUGGAGGAGCAAGGCUGCUGAGAUCGGGUCCCGCCCCCCACCUGUCAAUCAGCCAGCCCUCAUAGACUGGAGGAGCAAGGCUGCUGAGACCGGCAGACAUUUUGUUCUGAUUAAAGCUAUUGGUUAUUAAUGUGAAACAUUUAGUAUAACGGAGCAAGAUUGAUUGAAUAUUGCUGUGAAAGAUUGAUUAUUAAUGAGAAACAUGGAUUAUUGCUGAGUAAACUUGAUUACUACUGAGAAAGAUUAAGAGUCAAAAUGAAUUAACUGUAAUAAACGUAGUUAGUCUAUGUUCCAACCUGUUUAUCUCCUGCUGUGUUUCAGUCACCCAGGGCGGGUUGGGGCUGUUCAGCUUCACCGAGAGGAAAACACCACAGCUCUGUCACGGGGACGCUCAGGGGAAGUGAGGCACAGACGGGUCGGUUUGGACCGGUUCUCAGUGGAGGAGGAUAUUUGGGAGAACUGGUUGCUCCAAUGAGAUGGGGAAAUGGGGCUUCACAGCAGAAGUGGAGAGCAGUAUUAGGAACUGAAAGAUUAAGAAACUACACCACAGAGAUAACAAAGGGAUUAUUUAGUCUAUUACGCUAUUACUGCUUCCUAUAGCAACGCUUUGAGGUGGAGGAUGCGUUUACUCGCGUGACGUCUAGAAUUGACCUAAUUUAAGUUCUUAUUUAAGUUGAUUUUAAAUACCAGGCUGAACAACACAGUUUAGGUUAGCAGGGGGAGAACGUUUGUGAUUCAGUCGUGACAAUCCAAGCCAUAGUAACAAAGUAGUCCAAUAUAUUACCUCUUGAUUUGCAUAAUUCUGACUACGGAAUUUUGAUGCAAACUGACUUUUUCUGUGACGUUUCUGAAAUCAUUAGCCUUAAGCUUUACUGUUCAAUAAAAGUGAUUAAUUAACAAGUGUAACCUUUUUUCGCCU
This is a messenger RNA of Gadus chalcogrammus (walleye pollock), 1808 nucleotides long. It is a transcript of the gene epdr1, whose product is annotated as ependymin related 1. The record is from RefSeq and is a predicted model, not a curated record. Gene Ontology annotation, molecular function: calcium ion binding. The coding region runs from base 197 to 844 and encodes 215 amino acids. Gene Ontology annotation, cellular component: lysosome; extracellular region. NCBI's taxonomy places the organism in Eukaryota, Metazoa, Chordata, Actinopteri, Gadiformes, Gadidae. The transcript has 3 exons. Gene Ontology annotation, biological process: cell-matrix adhesion.